Messenger RNA from Moneuplotes crassus, 4304 nucleotides. The record is from the annotation of a GenBank genome assembly. NCBI's taxonomy places the organism in Eukaryota, Ciliophora, Spirotrichea, Euplotida, Euplotidae.
CUGCAAUGGCAAGUAGUCUUGAAGGCAAAGUUGUGACUAUUGAAGGAAAUAAAUACCGGGUUUCAAAGAAGGUAGCAUCAGGGGCAUUCUCUACAAUUUAUGAAGGCUCUUCGGAUAACCUAAAGGCAUCAGUAGCUAUUAAGCACAUGGCAUUUAAUACCUCAAAUAAAGCUGCUUAUGAGUCUUACGUUAAAGAGGACACUAUCCUUGAGGAAAUAAAAGGGCAUCAAAAUCUCAUCAAGCUUAUCGACAAAAAGGAGGCUAUCUGUGGUCAAGACAUUGAUGUGAUCUUCAUCUUCGAGUAUUGUCUCAGUAAUCUGGGUAAGAUUAUUAUGAAUCGUAAAAAGAAGGGGGAUAGAGGUCUACCAGAACAGUUUAUCCUCAAGAUCUUAUUUGACAUCACUAAGGGUAUUAGUUACCUUCAUCGAAGUGAUCCACCCAUAAUCCAUAGAGAUAUACGAAUUGAGAACAUUUUAUUGGGAAAUGAUGGAAAUUACAAACUAUGAAAUUUUGGUAAUUGAACUAAGAAAGUUUAUUUCAAGGUCACCAAAGAAGAUAUGGGGAAGAUCCAGUCUGAGAUUACAUAUUAUACACAGCCAGAAUAUAGAGCACCUGAGCAAUUAGACUUUUACUCUGGAUAUCCUAUUGGAGUCAAGAUCGACUCAUGGGCUCUUGGUGUAGUACUCUACCAAAUGAUGUAUUUCAGAAAGCCAUUCGAUGCUUCGGAUAAGCAAAACCAGACUGAUGGGAUUGCUUCGUACCCACAAACUAACAAGUACUCUUUAGCUCUCCAAAAACUAGUUAAGAAAUUACUGACAAAGGAUCCAGCUGAUAGACCAUCAGCCAACCAAACCUUCAAAGUUAUCGAAAAUAUCCAAUCACAACUAAUGAGUGGCAACUCGGCUGACAGGAGAAAAGACAUAUUCUCAAAUAUUGACGAAGAAGAAAGAAAAGAUGACUCUUCUGAUGAAGAAAGAAAGAAAUACAAAACUGCAUAUUCAGAAGAUGAUCCUGAAGAUUAUAUCUAUGGCAAAGCAAGCCAUUUGGACACAACCGAUAAGGACUUUAGAGGCUUUGCGACUAGAGUUGUGGAUACCCUAUCAAACGGCACAAGAGGGUGGGUCAGAUAUGCCACAGAUAACUCUAAUUUCCCACCUAAAAUUCAGUUCUUAGCUAAAUUGGUGCUCAAAGCCUGGAGAAAGAAAGAUAAGAUUCAUAAGUUCUACAAAAAUCUAGACCAAAGAGGGUUCGGUGAUAAUACAAUCAUCGCCCUAAAAUCGCUAUGUCUUCUUCAUAAGUACAUGCUAUGAGGGCCAUCUCCACAAGCAGAAGCAAGAGAAAUUUUGGUAAAGAUUUAUGAGGCUUGGGCAGGAAAUAUUAUGAGGAAAAGGAAAGGAACAAAAGACGAAUAUAGAUCUGACAACUUUAAUAAACUAAUUUGAAUCUAUUCUGAGAUUAUGAUAGCAAAAUAUGACUUAUUCGUAGCACACAAAAAGCUAUUCAGCCAAUGUUUUAACCUUGAUAGAUAUUUUAAAAAUAAAGAUAGUAUUGAUGGAAGUCCAUUAGCCCUGAAAGUUAUAAGAGCCUUGUUUAAUUAUUGGAAGCAGCUAACUGGGAUCCAUAAUAGGUUAACACAAACUACAUAUCUGAGGAAAAUUAUAGCAUUUAUAACAGUAUCAAUUCUCGAAGAAGAAUAUCCUUUGAUAUGCUUAAUAACUCAUCUCUAUCAUGCUUUUAAAACCACUGUGGUAUUAAACGGAGCUGAGCAUAUGCUUAAAGCUGACAUGGAGAUACUGGAUGACAAAUUUAUUCAAAAUUAUGCCUCUUCCUAUCUCUUUUAUCAAAAAGCUAUCAGAAUUCCAGAGCUAAAAGAUGUUCGGCCAAAAUUGCCUUAUUUCCCUCUGAUACUUAUCAAGCAUUUUAAACUGAACAGUUUUCUAAAUGACUUGAACAUAAAAGGUGACAAGAAGGAUAUAACAACUUUCUUGAGCGACUCCAAUGAUAUAUGAGGCUUGAGACUUCCUUUAGGCUUUGAGAGCACAAGAUUGGUUAUUCUUAGCGAAUUCACCGAUGAAGAUUGUCAUUUCGAGCCCUUCAAGAAUUAUAGAGGAGGGGAUAGAGUUUUAAGAGACUGCAAAUAUCCUUGCCCAACUAUCGAUUCAAUCCUUCAGACCUUACCCUCCAAGAGGCGAAAGAGUCAACAAAGAAGAACUAGACAGGAGAAUUUAGAUGUAAGACUAGAAGUUGAUGAUGAUGACCAAGAAAGCAUCUUUUCUACUGCCUUUAACUACGACACUAACAAAUCUAAGAACCUUCAAGGCCAAGGAGAGGAAAUUUCUAUUCCUGAUGACUUCAUGUCAGAGGUCCAAAAGAUGAUGGAUAAUCCUCAGCCAGCUCAGCAUGUCAAUAUAUUUGAUCACGAAGAUUCUAAAGUUAGAGAGGAAAAUAAUAAUGGUUUUAACUUUGCAGAAGACCUUGUAGAUUUUGGAGCUAGCCCAAAUGAUGACCUCAUAGAUCUUGGUAAAAAUAAAUCAGCUCAGCCAAGAUCAGGAUUUCCAAUGAAGCAAAGGGGUAGACCUUUCAACCAUCCUUCAAAUAUGAUGCCAUCUUAUAACAUGCCUCCAUUUGGAAAUAUGAAGACUCCUCUUGGAGCAACUGGUAAUUUCAAUCCAAAUAUGAACAAUAACUUUGGAGGGAGGCAUACUAAUCACCCCGCUGGUAAAAAUUGGAAUUCAGUGCACAAGCAAAAUCUUGUCCAAAUGGGAGGCAGCCCAUUAGAUAUGAAUAUACAAGAACACUCUUCUAAGAAGAAAGAGUCAAAUUUUUCACCCUUUGAUUUCGAUUUACUUGAUGGUAACAAUAAUUAUGCCAGUGAAGAUUGGUUUGACAAAAUUGACAAGAAAGAUACACUUAAAGCUACAGAUGGGACUAAGGAGAUAGGGAGCCCUGUGAACAACGAAGACAGUUUUCUGAUAGAACUUACCCAACAAGAGCCUAGCCACACUAAUGAUAUUGAUUCAAGUCUUGAAGAUCUGAUAGACUUAAACCAGGACUCUAACAAACAAUCGUCUGCCUCUCAAUCAGCUUUAUCAGGGAUCAACCAAAUCUCUCAAAGCGAGAGGGAAUCAAAAGACUUACAGAAGGAGAUUGCCUUUAUUGAAAAAGAACGGGAAAUCAAUAAAGAGCUCAACUAUAUCAAAGAAGCCAAGAGGCAGAUAGAAGAAGAACGAAUGAAAUUUGAACAAGAGAAAAGAGAAUGCCAACAAAUCCAAUACGCUAAAGAAAUGAGACUGAAAGAAGCCCAAAAGAAAAUUCAAUAUGAACAGAAUCACUUGGUUAAAGCUCAGAAACAAAGCCACCAGCGUGAGCAGAUAUAUGCCAAGAUGGAGAAGGAUAAGUAUGAAGAAGAGAAGAAGAACAAAAAGAGCUCCCUUGAAGACCACUACCACCUCAAAAUGGAAGAUUUCAAUAUCAUUGAGAAAAUUGGUGCAGGAGGAUCAGCUAAAGUCUAUAGAGGGACUUAUAAAGAGAUCGAUGUUGCUAUUAAAAGACUUGACAUCGAAUCUAUUAGUGCUGAAAAAGCCAAGAUUGAAUUCAGAAGAGAAGUACAAACUCUGAGUAAGAUCAGACACCCCAACUUAGUCUUAUUUAUCGGAGUUGCUAUGGACCAUAAGAACUUUUGUAUUGCAACCGAAUUCUGCUUUGGAGGUUCAUUGUUCGGCCUCUUACAUAGCAGCCCACAUAUUGAUAUAUCUUGGGAGCAGAAAAUCAAAAUCUGCAAAGAUGUUGCACUAGGGAUGGGAUAUUUACAUAAUCAUUUCGAUCCUCCAAUACUACAUAGAGAUCUGAAGAGUUUGAAUCUUCUCUUGUCAGAUAAAGUUGAAAAUUCAUCAAGCCAUAUUUGUACUAAAAUUACAGAUUUUGGGCUUUCAAGAGAGACAUCUAAUGAUAUGAUGACUGAAAAUACAGGGACUUUCCAUUGGAUGGCUCCUGAAGUCAUGGAAGGUAAGAAAUAUACUUACAAAGCUGAUGUAUUCUCCUAUGCUAUUUGUUUAUAUGAAAUCAUCGCUAGAAGAACUCCUUAUCCUCAAAUGACAGGCGCACAGAUAGUUCAAAGUGUUGUUAAUCUCCAAGAAAGACCAGAUAUGAGCGCCAUUCCAGCAGAUUGCCCACCCGCAUUGAAAUCCUUGAUGAUAAAAUGCUGGGAUCAAGAUCAGGACAACAGGCCUGGAUUUGAAGAGAUUAUUAAGACAGUCAAAUCUAUUAAGCUCUAAACUUAACAAAAUUAGGACAAAAUUCAAUUA